This is a messenger RNA of Trematosphaeria pertusa, 2301 nucleotides long. RefSeq lists its product as uncharacterized. The record is from RefSeq and is a predicted model, not a curated record. The transcript has 3 exons. NCBI's taxonomy places the organism in Eukaryota, Fungi, Ascomycota, Dothideomycetes, Pleosporales, Trematosphaeriaceae. Bases 310 to 2142 code for a protein of 610 amino acids.
CGUCCCUCGUGGGCUGAGCAUUCCGCAGCUCCGAGGCAGCACGGCGAUUGGACGCAGUCAUCAAUUGGACCUGCAUCCUGGCUGCUGGCGAGACCGUCGUAAGCUCGUCAGUUUGCGCAUUCGCGCAGUUGCAGGAAGUACUUCUUGAUGGAUGAUGGAUCCUUCAGGCAGACGUUUCUUCUGCCUUUUGCUCCUACGGCUUCCCGCGACAGCUGUCCGUCGUCUUCCGCCACGUUUCUUGUUCUAUUUUUCUUCUGAGCACGACGCCCAUUUUUCAAUUGAGAUUUCGUUGGAUUUCGAGUUUGCGCAAUGGAGGCCAUGGCGUGGAGCGAGGUGCAGUAUAAGCAUGCCUCGCUGCCGAAGCUGAGGAUGAAGCAGGAGUCGAAUAGAAGAGACUCGUUGAGCUCGUCGAGGACGGGCGAUUCGGGAUACAAUAGCGAUCCAGAUAUCUCGCUGUCUCCACUGGACUUCGUCGGUCCUGAUCAGCUUCCUCAUAUACCACCAACGUUUGCGUUCGACUCGUCAUCACUACUUCAAUUGAAGGAGAGUGCCUCGCCCAAGCCUCAACGCUCAGCCGGAGGCGCACACAGUUCGAUUCUAGUCAAGAUCCAUAAAGACAACCACAAGGAGCUACCAACACACAAGGCCGACGUGACCAGCAAUCCGAGCGCUUCCGCGGAUAUCCCAAACGGCGCCAAACUAGACUGGACAAACGCAUUCAAGAAGCCUAUCCCAGAAUCCGACCCAGCCCAAAUACCAACCCUCGCUUCAUCGCGCAACGAGGACGUAGAGCAGUGGGUCCAACAUAACCUCCAUCCUCAAGAUCGCCCCAAGGAACGCAACUCGUCUAUUGUAUCCCUAUCCUCUACUGGCAGUUGCGACAUGUAUUCCAUCACAGACGUCAGCGACGACGACGAGGACCCCGGGUUUCCCCCAACCACGCUAUCCAAGGCUACUAGGAAGACCAUUGAGCUCGUCAUGCGGAAGAUCGAGGUCAACCUAGGCUAUGUCGCUUACGUCCAGUGUGCCGGCAACCAAGGCUCAAGAGGACAAGGCACCAGCAGUAACACUUCACGUGCUGGUCGCGGUGCACCUCAAGGCUCUGGCGGCAAGCGCAAAGCCCGCUCUGAUGAGAACUCCCCACCCGAUGAUCCUGGUGACGAGGAUUCGAACAAAAGACGGCGGGUAUCCAUCACGACGACGGAAGACUCUGAAAGCGGCCCGCGAUUCGCGUGUCCGUUCUAUAAACAUGACCCGAAUCGGUACCGCAACCGGCGCACUUGUCCCGGUCCAGGAUGGCCAACCGUGCACAGGAUGAAGGAGCAUCUAUACCGCUCUCAUGCCCAACCCAUCUACUGCCCAAGGUGCUACGCCAUGUUCGACUCAGACGGCGAUUUCUCUAUGCAUCUCCGGUCUCAUCCCUGCCAAAUAUCCGCGCCACAGCCGAUUGAAGGCAUCGACCGAGAGACUCUGGCGAGUCUGAGGAAGCGGUCUCCUGCGCUACGCCUUGAGGAGGACAAGUGGAGAGACACUUACCAGUUACUGUUUCCCGAGGUGUCGGCUGCGGACAUUCCUUCUCCUUAUUACGACAGCGACUCGCCCACCGAAGAGUCUCGUCGCUUCCGGCGCGAGCUGCUCGAGCGAGUCCGACAAGAGCUUUUCGCUACCGCAGAGCAAGAGUCCGGUGCGGUUGAGCAAAGACUGCUUCGACAGGUCGCUGGGAUCAUUCAAAGAUGCGAGAACGAGCUUCUGGCGUCAUUCUAUCCCACACCAGCGCAUUUGCAGCCGGCCGUACCGACCAGCCGCCGGAUAUCCGCCGUAUCAGCGCAGGGAGAUAUUGGCACCAUGCCUCCGCCUCCCUCGACCCCGGCACACCACACACCAUCAUUCCAUACAGCGCAACCGGGGAGCAUGAGCCCGGGGACUCGCCACCCGCAUCCGCCCUCAAUGGAUGCAGCGCCCCAACAUCUCCAAGAGUCGCAUGCUCAGUAUUCUUCCCUCUUUGCGUGGAACGAGCCUUUCCAGUUCUCCUCCAGUGAGUGGAUAGAUUGGAAUGUUGUUUUUCCGCCAGGGCCCGAGGUGCAGGUCCCACCGGAGCGCACGGAACCGCUGCCGGCGCUGUCUACCCCUGUGUGGACGUGAAGGAGCCAUAGAUGCUGCUUUGGAAAUGCCUGCGUGGCAUGGCUCAAUAGUUCUUGUGUACUGCAGAUCUCAUCGGGUUUUCGAGACUAAUGAAUAAUUCAAGAUAGUAACAAGAUCGGUACUUGAAAGAUCUGUGUAGAUAUGUAACAUGCAAGACCC